GGGAAUAAACUAGCCCUGUGUGAUCUGCAAACAUGUCUGGAAAACCAGUUUGCAUUGCUGAUUUUGAAGAGUAUGCUAAAAAAUUUCUGCCCAAAUCAGUGUAUGAUUAUUACCGAUCCGGAGCAGGUGACCAGGAAACGCUAGCAGAUAACGUAGCAGCAUUUGCAAGGUGGAAGCUGUACCCCCGGGUGCUCAGGGACGUGUCGGUAAUGGACCUGUCAACUUCAGUCUUGGGGCAGAAAAUCAGCAUGCCAGUGUGUGUCGCGGCGACCGCUAUGCAGCGCAUGGCUCACGCGGACGGGGAGACGGCUACUGCUAAAGCCUGCCAUGCAAUGGGGACAGGGAUGAUGCUGAGCUCCUGGGCCACCUCUUCCAUUGAAGAGGUGGCUGAAGCUGCUCCAGCUGGUCUUCGCUGGCUGCAGCUUUAUGUGUACAAGGACCGGGAGGUUACCAAAUCCCUCGUGAAGCGUGCAGAGAGAGCUGGCUACAAAGGAAUUUUCGUGACAGUGGACACGCCGUUCCUCGGCCGGCGCAUCGACGAUGUGCGCAACAAGUUCCAGCUUCCUCCCCACCUCAGAUUGAAAAACUUUUCAAGCAACGACCUGGCAUUCUCCUCAGGGAAAGACUUUGGAGAAAACAGUGGACUGGCUGUGUACGUAGCCGAGGCGAUUGAUGCAAGUGUCAAUUGGGAGGACAUCAAAUGGCUUCGAGGGCUGACCUCGCUGCCCAUCGUCGCGAAAGGAAUCCUCAGGGCCGACGAUGCUAAAGAAGCUGUAAAGAUUGGGGUAAAUGGUAUCCUGGUGUCAAAUCAUGGAGCGCGACAGCUUGAUGGGGUCCCUGCAACUAUUGAUGUCUUGCCUGAAAUCGUUGAGGCUGUGGAGGGGAAGGUGGAGGUGUUUCUAGAUGGUGGUGUAAGAAAAGGCACAGACGUUCUCAAAGCACUAGCUCUUGGUGCCAAAGCUGUGUUCAUCGGAAGACCUCUCAUCUGGGGCUUGGUUUAUCAAGGUGAAGAAGGAGCAAAAGAAUUUCUCCAGAUGCUGAAGGAAGAGUUUCGCCUAGCAAUGGCACUGACAGGAUGCCGGAGAGUAGGAGAAAUUGGCAGGACACUGAUACGAGGACAUCAAGUCUUGUUUUCCAAGAUUUAGGUCUGAAGACUAUUGCCUCAUGUGUCGUCCGUUGUACAGGAAGUGUGCUACCAGACAUAAAGCAACUGCAUUCGCUCUUUGGGCCGCAUCCUGCAAUCCUGACUGAGAAGGGGUGGUCUGUAGGAGAAAGGAUUGUUGAAGAAAGGAAGCACUUGUUGAAGAAAGGAAGCAAAUUUUACAGGUGUUUCCAUUUUCUCCUGGGCUCUUAAGGAAAGCUCCUCUACUGGGAGAUGUGAAUAAAGAUGGGCCUUUAUACGAGAGCAGUAUAGAAACUUCGAGGUGUUUUGCAACAAACACUAAUAUUAAUUUACAUGCCUGGGAGUAACUUUACUGUUAAAAUGAAUCCAUAAACAGAAAUGUUUUGAUAGCAAACAGCUAUUAAAAUGCAGAAAUUUAAAAUGUAAAAGAUACUUCUUGCUGACUGCUUAGAGAAACUACACUAUAGAUCGUAGAGAUUAAAUCUUGCUUUCUUAUGAACGUCGUGUCAUUUCCCUGGCGACUAUGUGCUAUUGCUUUAUAAGCAUGUGGGCUUGUAGCGUGCAGGCUGCGGGAGCUCUUAGUUGUAAAGAACUGAACAGCAAAGCGAAAUUGGGGAAAUUCUGCUGUUUAAGUGACACAAACCCCUUUGCAAUCAGAAGACCGUGCAUUAGGUAUAGGUCAGAUCCUUGGCUAGUGCAAAUCCAUGUAGGCCUUUUGCCUUCACCAAACCGUGCCGACUGCACCCAGCUGGAGCCCUGAGUCACGUUUUUCACCUGGAUUUAUUUGCUGACAGUGGCAAGUGAAGGCUGAUGCUACCUGGGAGAGUUUGUAGGGUUUGCAGCCGUGUGCAAACGAGAAAUUUGAAUAGUUGAGGUAUUAACCCAUAAGCUGGGAAGAUCCUAGUGGCUCUAUUCAGUUUCCAUGAACACCCUUCAGACAGAGGUAAAUCCUGGUGUUAUUCAACUCUGCUUAUGCUGAGGAUAGAGAGACAUACGAGAUCUGCUCCUCUGUUCUCUGAACGAUCCAAAUACACACUGAAUUCGGGAGAAAUUUUGCAACUGUGAAGAAGAUAGGAAUAGUUUGAUAUUGCCAAGUGGCCUUUCCCAAAGUGAGCAGGCAGAGGAGGUAAGACUACUGAUCUCAUCUCGGGUAAAACUAAGGGCGGCUCUUCAUCUGUCUCACUUCUGUUGCGGGUAUAGUGAUGUUACUGGGAGCAGGGAGAGACCACUGCAGAAAGGUUUUGAAAAUCUUGUGGUGGAAAUUUAGUGUCCAUUUUAAAGGAGGAUUAAAAAAAAAAAAAAAAAAGCCUUGAUUUCACUGUUCCGCUGUCACUGACAUCACUGCCUCUACCAUUUGUUUCCCAUCAGUGUCAGGAGAACUCAUGCAUUCUGACUCUCCCUUUUUGCUCUAUUUGAGAUAUCCCUCACUGUGCUUUAGAGGCAGCUUUGUAAUAAAAUGAUGGAAUAUUUCAAUGUGAACUAAAGCUGGGGCUGGAACUCCAAAUGGGGAGAAAACCCAAAAGGCCACAUGCUUGCCCUUCAGUUGUAAAAUUUGUACUCUUAUUUACUGCAGAAUGUAGUGUGUUGUGUGAGGGUUGCGUAGCAACAAAAUAAAGUUUAUCUGUGUAAGGAAAUAUGAAUGUUUCUCAGAGCAUAGAGAAGCAUAAUUUCUGCUGUUUACUGCACUUAUCAUAUCUGUUGCAAUGUGGACUGUGUCAGAUGUCAAUUACAGACUAACUUCAUAAAGACUGUUUAUUUUAGAUAAUAUAAAUGUUACUUAAAAGAUAGGGGCAUAAUAUCUUAUGUUUACAUGUUCAAGAUCUAUUUCUAAAGUUUAGAAGAUGUAGUUUCCUGUCUUUGCCCCAACCAGAUUCAAGGAAAGUUCUGUAACUCUGUGGUCCAGGAUAAAUUCUGAUGGUGAGGAAACCGGUUUCAUUACUUGUGCGUAAUUAACUAUUUCUAGUUCCUCUGGGAUAAUGGGUUUACAUUGUUUUUUCCUGCUUGUUAUCUGAGAAUUGUCUGACUGCCUUCCAGUUCAACCCUAGUAAGAAUACACAGACAUUAAAAACCAAAAUUAGAGCCAAAUACUGAAAGGCUGUGGGACGGCAUUAACAGAAAUGAAAUUCAUUUGCCUGGUAGACUUCUGUUUAUAAAAUAUUCCACAGUGAAGAGAAUUUCCCUUGAUUUUGAGACAACCAAACACAACUGCUUCUGGAAAUUAUUUUAAAAAGGUAGGAAUUCUGUUUGGUUUUGGGUUAGAAAGGAGGAAAACUGAGUGCCCUCAACAAUUUUAAAAGCUGAACAAUGCCCGGGCUAAAAAAAAAAGAAUCUACCUCACAGUUACUUAAUCUGGAGAAGCUGAGAAGAAAACAUAGCACGCAUAAUAGGUGGUGGUCUUUUUGAGAUACGUUAAGUAGAAAAAUACAAUAUUUGCCUCUAAAAUAACAAGUGAACCCAGCAAACUCUUGGGAACAAUUAGUCACAAUCCUCAGACCCAGGAAUAGAGGUAAGGGGGAACGGAAGGUGUAUUUUAUAUUUAUGAUGCUUUAGUAGAUCUGCCUAUCUGUACGUCAAAUAAGAAACGCAGUGUCUUGGUGGUUUUAAUUAUAAAAUAAUUUUCUGACUUUGCCUUGUCUCCAUAUUAAGCCAUAGAUACCAAGAAAAAAAUGUCUACAUAGAAAAAGUUCUAAUAAGGGAGGAACAGUGAGUGAUAUUUAUGUACCCAGAAAGACAGCACUCAACUGGUGUGCUGGGUGCCUAGAAAAAAAACCAACCCAUUUGGGAGGCUGGUGACUGAGCAGUAACUGAACGGGGUUCCCUAAUUCCCUCUGUGGUAGACCAGGAACAUUCCGCGGAAAAGGAGAUUGCGAAUCUUAAUGACCGAAUAUUUAUCAGAUCUUUUGUGGGCAGAGGAGAGACCAUAAGCCAAGCCUGAGAAUAUGAGAGAGUAGUGUACUUCUCCUGUACGUCUUAGGAGAAAGUGGUAUCUCCCAAGAGGCUAAGAUGUCAGGCAGGCUUCUACAUACUGAUGUUUCAUAUUCAGCCUACAACAUUGGUUUCUCUGCUGCUGUCAGUUUGGAAGAUCCCAUUUUUCUGGAAGCAUCUCCGCAAAGUUGUUUCCUAGGCCUCAGCGAGCCUAUAGAGGAUUAAACCCCCUGAAGAGGAUACGGAAGAAUGUGGCACUCCACAGAGGAUGUGUAGAAACCACUUGGGAGAUUUGGAGAGGAUUCCGCCCUGGCUUGGGAUCUCAACAGAUGGACUUGAGAGUACUAAAGUUCUACAGUUCUAAAGAAGACAGUCUGUUUCAAAGUGACAACGUCAGUGAAAGAGCCUGUGACGUUGUCUGGACAUCUGAUAGAGCAUAUCAAGGCUAGACAUACAGGGAGCAGGGCCCUCCUAAGAAAGAAACAAUAUGCUUCUGCAAAAGACCGCUUUGAGCUGCAACACCUUGGCGGUCUGGGCCUGGAGGAGAGGUUUGGCUGUAUCGGGAACAUAUUUGCCAUGAGAGCCUGGCAGUUAAAUCCAGCAGAGGAGAGUGCCGAGGCACGGAGGUGCCGGACUGCAGGCAUGACAGUCUGGUGAGCAGAAGAUGGCAAAGUCAAUCGAGGGUUGCGAGACUAUCUGACGUUUCAGAUAAAAAGUGGAGGAGGAGAUUGGUGCAGCUUCAGGACAGAUUUUACUCUCGCUUAGCCUGUCAGUUCUCUGAAGCAGAGACCUGCUGCUUUUUGAAUGCUUGGAGCCUGCGCACAGGGUGGGGAAUCCAGUAAGUAAAUAACGGGAGUCAUAAUUCAGUGCACUGAAGCUGAAGAGCUGUGAAAGACAUGAUCUGUUUUCUUGUGACCUCCACCUCUUGCUGCGACUCUGGGACACGUUAUUGUGUUUUAUUUUUACUAGUGGCCAAGUCAAACAAAUAGCUAUGGAACUGGUAAGAACUCCACCUCCAUCCCUAACUUUUCAGGUUAAGUGUGAAACUUGUCUGUCUUACUGGGAAUUUCUGAACAUAAAUAAACAGACACUUAGAGUUACUUGCUUUGAUAAAUGGGCAGUGUAGGUCGAGGCCUGUUGGAUAUGCAGGCGACUCAAAGAUGAAGCAGAGCCGGGGAAGUAGGCAGGAAUGGCUCUGCUUUUCUUGGCUUCUCAAAUGGUUUUCAGGCUGAAAUCAAAUACCGAGAGCACGAGGAAAGCUGGCUUCUGAAGUCAUGAUUUUGCACUGAACCUCACUGUAAGGAUAUCUCUUAUAAAGCUACUUUUGAUGUGGAAAUUUGGCUCCAAACCACACUGAAGGCCAUUAUAAAUAACCACUUCAUCACAGGACACACAGAAGUUGGCUUCCUUGAACACUCCUAGAAAGCAAGUCUAACCUUAUUGAGCCAUAACCUCAGCUAGUGUAAAUCAGAGAAGCUCCAUUGACUUCAUUAGUUUAUACUGAUUUACACCAGCUGUGACUGUGGCCCACAAUACAGCAAGAUAUGUCAGCUUUUAAAUUCUGUCACUGAGUGUUGAACAAAACUGUUUUUAAAACAAGAUUGGCAAUCCCAAAUUUAGAUACUAAUGAGACACAGCACUGUAAUUGUUUCACGAUGCCUAUAUGUUCCAUUUUGUUUUCAUUUUGCCUUGCUUCUGUUUUUCUUAUCUCCUGCCAAACAGAGAGAGAGUACCACAUAUGUUACAUUCGUAACAAAGAUGUUUUGCUGCUUUGAGAACAUGUCUUCCAGAUGCAAAAUGCCUUUGUGUUGCAGUUCAGCUUCUUCCUUUGCAUAGGUACGUUGAUCACGUGCCAACGUAAGAAUGCCCUUGAGGGCCAGCCCCAUGUUUCUGUGGGCCCUGGAGCUCUCAAAGGGGCACCUAGAGGCUCUCCCAGCUGAACUUCAAAGAUCUUAUUCCUCCUUAGGGCUUUCCAGCUCCUAAGUCGUCAUGUCAGAUGGGGAGGAUGAAUUGUGCCCAGGAGCACCCCAAUAGGAAUGUCCCAAGGCCACGGAUACAUCUCAUUUCCUCUGUCACAGUCCUACAGGGUCCUUGUGUAGUUAACCAUACCCAGUAAUCAAGUGCACUGGUGGCACCUUCGUGGUACGGAAGGCUGGCAGAUGCCUACAGGUAGUUUGAUCAGGCAAGCGGAAGACUGACAUAUAACCAGACUGACAAUGAUUGUUAUUAUUAUUUUAUGACAACAGCAGCUGUAAGUUCCAGUCAAGGUCAAGACAGCAUUGUGCGUUGCAAAGGUGCUUUUCUGCAAGCAGAGCCUGAAGCGUAAAUUUGACAGGCAGAGGAAGAGAAAGUCUCGCUAAAAUGAGAUCAGAAACAAAGUGAUUUCCCCAGUUAACUGGAAUAUCUAUUCCACUGCCUUAAUUAUAAAUCAUGCUGUUCUCUAAGGCAGAUAACUCUGAGGUAGAUGCCACAUAACACAAACACUUAACAACCAUGGGGGAAGGUCCACAGAUGAACUACAGAGCAGAGGUAGAGCUGGGCCACAGCUAGGCCCUUAUAUGUAUUUUUCCUUGCAGAAGGUGGAGCUCCUUACGCAACUGGGACUGUAUUUUACGCUCUGCCAGUUUGCCGAGCAAAAUCUGAUCGUGUUAGCUUUGCAGUACAGGAAUGGAAGACUUCUUAUUUCUUGCUGGUUGUCUAUAAUUCAAUAGCAUACCAUGAUUCUGCCUUGGGUUCUCCCCAAGCCCCUCAGUAUACUAACCCCUGUAAUUCUGUGUAGUGUGUUUUAUUAGAUUUCUUGUUAGGAGUGGAUUGUUGUGGAUUCUUGAAAGUAGUGGAUUUAAACCACUUGCUUAUCAUUAAAAAGGUUCCUGCAGACCCAGGUAUUCAUGGUUAGGUUCAUUUCACAUGAGAUUUGUUUAAUUUUCAAGAAUUGAUCACAAGGACUUCAAAGGAAGCAACAUGGUAUAAAUUUAGCUCUUACACGAAUUCAGGAUGUGUAUUGCACACGUUUCCACUUGGAAUGGUUAUAAAUAAGUUCAGCACGUAUUGCUACUGGUCCCAGAAAUCUAGCAUGGAGGUGAGAUAAACAAUCUUCAUAACAGAUGAGACCUGAAUGCUGAUCAGAGUUGGGAAUUUGAAAAGCAGAAUCAUCUCACAUACCUGAGUCACCUCAGACUCUCCUCAGAGUCUGUAUGCAUACUCUAGCAAAGAUAAGGUAGCCUGGUGUGUUGAAGAGCGUAGGUGGGGUCUCUAUUAUAAUUGUAAUACAAACCGUCACUGACUCCGGAGUUACACAUUUGCAGCCUUCCCAUCAGGUAGGUAAGACCAUCAAAAAAUGCUGAAUUUGGCAUAAGCGAAUUCCCUUUGACGAGCUGCUCUACACAGGAACCUGGAAAAACUAAAAAAGCACCCUUCAUAUUAGAAAUUCCAGUGGCAAGCUCUUUGAAAGAGUUACAAACAGAGCAACUUAUAUUAGGAAAAGAGAACUCAGUCACAGUCUCGGGAAAGCACAACAGAAUAUAUCUGCAAAUAAAGAGUAAGAGCUGGCAAUAAUCCACCUCGUUUCCUUACUGCCUAUUGGGGAGUUUGUUCCGCAGCUCCUAAUCCAUGGCUGUAGGUCCAGGGGUGCCAGCGUCUGUCUCUGCUUUGUUGUGGCUUUGCGUCCUGCCUAUUGCUGCUGUGUCUGCACCAGCCAUUGCUGCAAAGUUCUCGGUUUUGAUACCGUAGGGAAGCUGGAACAAAAGAGAUGCUUGGGAAUUUUGGGCAGAGUCUUUGCUGUUUGGAAAUACUUUGAAAUGAAGCAUGGAGAGAUGUGGGUGUUGAUGAAGGGCUUUUGGCCAGAAGAUAAGGUGUCUCCUUCAUUUUUCAAGAGUUCCCUACCCAGAAUUAAAGUGGAGUCUAGUUAUAGUGGUUUGCCAGAUGGGACAAGGGAACCUGCAUAGGUAGGAUUUUGGUGUAAGCCAUAGGCGGCCUGUGGUGCUUCAUCAGCACUUUACAUCUGUAGAGAAAGCACCAAGUGCCUCUUCAAGGCAGAGGAUCCCAGUCCUUGGUUCCCAGGCUACGCGCUGCCUACAGCCAUGGGAAAGAAGUUAAAAAGGCAGCUAGCAAAGACCUUGAAGUGCUCUUGCCUACAUCGUGUUACUUGCUCAGUAACAUUGUCCCAGGGCCAGGGAGGUUAGGGCUUGCUAUUCCAGAACUACUGCUGGUCAUGCAUUUGAGUAAAUAAAGAAGCCCACCACCAUUACAACAUUCUUUCCACUUCUUCUGUUUAGAUGCUGAUAUGAUCUUUGUCUAAAAAGUUUAGGGCCAAAUUGUGAGCGAGCUCUGUUGCAAUCUGUGGAGUUGUACUGCUGUAUGUCGGCUGAGAAACUACAGGGCCCUCUCUCCCUACCCUCCCAAGAGGCACCAAAGUUUUCAUUGGUUUUGCUGGAAAUUCUGCGUUGCGUCCCAUCAGGCCCAUAGUAUUUGAAUUUGUGGGACUUGCAGCUGUCUCACGAGGUGCGUGAUUGUCGCUUUUAUCAGGAAAUUUGAGACAACAGCUGAAGGGAAAGCAUCAAGUUCUGUGCCGAGGCCAAGAAGGUUCUUCUGAGUUAGGCAAGGCUCGUACAGUUACCUUCUCGAUGCUGCUGAUAUUUCCCAACCACAGUUGUCCUGUUACAGAGUUGAUACUGAACGUCAGACCAUCUUGUGUGAAUGGAAAAAUGAACAGCCCUGGUGCAGGACAUGCACACUUUAACGUAUAAAUAAACAAGUAAU
Messenger RNA from Chroicocephalus ridibundus (black-headed gull), 8806 nucleotides. RefSeq names its product hydroxyacid oxidase 1 (gene HAO1). The record is from RefSeq and is a predicted model, not a curated record. Gene Ontology annotation, molecular function: FMN binding; oxidoreductase activity. The transcript has 8 exons. Gene Ontology annotation, cellular component: peroxisome. Bases 33 to 1145 code for a protein of 370 amino acids. NCBI's taxonomy places the organism in Eukaryota, Metazoa, Chordata, Aves, Charadriiformes, Laridae. Gene Ontology annotation, biological process: fatty acid alpha-oxidation.